Messenger RNA from Grus americana (Whooping crane), 1315 nucleotides. RefSeq names its product putative short-chain dehydrogenase/reductase family 42E member 2. The record is from RefSeq and is a predicted model, not a curated record. Gene Ontology annotation, biological process: steroid biosynthetic process. Gene Ontology annotation, molecular function: 3-beta-hydroxy-Delta5-steroid dehydrogenase (NAD+) activity. Bases 256 to 747 code for a protein of 163 amino acids. NCBI's taxonomy places the organism in Eukaryota, Metazoa, Chordata, Aves, Gruiformes, Gruidae. The transcript has 7 exons.
CUGCAAACAGAGAAAUAUCCCUAGACUGAUAUACACCAGCACAGUGAAUGUGGUAUUUGGAGGGAAUCCCAUUGAAGAAGGAGAUGAAGAAACCGUGCCGUAUUUUCCACUGGAAAAGGAGGUGAUAAGCUCCACACUUGUGUGCUUCGUCCCCCAGGCAUAUAUGGACCAGAAGAGCAGCGCCACCUGCCACGAGUAGCCGUAAAUAUCCAGCGGAGACUAUUUAACUUCAACUUUGGGAAUCACAAGGUUCAGAUGAACUGGGUUCACAUCAGAAAUCUAGUACAAGCUCACUUACUAGCUGCUGAGGCUCUCACCUCUGAGAAGGGUUACGUAGCUAGUGGUCAGGCGUAUUACAUACAUGAUGGUGAAAACGUCAUUUUUUCUGAAUGGAUAGUCCCUUUAUUUGAAAAAUUAGGCUACAGGAAGCCCUGGAUACAUAUUCCUGUUCUCCUGGUUCAUAUAGCAGCCACUGUGAUGGAAUAUCUGCACCUGAUACUAAAGCCAGUUUUUAGCUUUACCCCUUUCUUGACAAGGAAUGAGGUGUGGAAUGUUACUGUAACUCACACUUUCCGAAUAGACAAGGCACGAAAUCAGCUUGGUUACAAACCAAAGAAAUUCUCAUUUGCUGAUUCUGUGGAUCAUUAUCUUAAAACAAGACCUCCUUGCCAAGAGGAUCACACAUUCCUUAAAAUGGUGUUUGCUUUUGGCAUUUUGUUAUGUUUGAUCAUUCUUUCUUUCUUCUAAAAUCAACUAACUACCCACCUGUUUCUGAGUACUAAUGAUCUGGUCAUAGUGCAUUCCUCAGGCACCACAGACUUUAUUAUUCUUAUUAUUGUGAUGAUGACAUCUCUCUGAUCUCAUUUAAAAAAUGUGAAGUGAAGACAAGGGACAUAUCAGGAAAUGUUCCUAAAGGACAACACAGUGUCACAAAAUCAAAGGAGUGUGCUACUAACGAAGGCAGGAAUAGUUUUAACGGAUCUUCCUUCAUGGAUUGCUUCAUGCUGAGAAUAAUUUUCUAAAAAUGAUCAUUCAGGAGAGUAAGAAAUUGGAGGAAGAGAAACCCUUGUAGGUCUGCAGUGCUGUAACAAGUCCAGUAGCUCUUAUGAAGAGAAGGUUGAUGAAACAAUUCCUCUGAUGAAGCCACUGCUGUAGCUGCUGUACGUUAGCCUGAGGAAUUAUGAAGACCUGGGAACUAGUACAAAAAAUAUGUAAAUAUUUAUAAAUAACAGGUGGUAAGAGGACUGAAAGUCAUAUUUAUGUAAAAUAGUUUUAUUGUUCAAAAACUUUGUAAAAAUGUAAUAAAUGUUUUUAA